CUUCGCCAUUUUGUACUGCUGCGCCGGGUAUUUAUCAGAAGAGUCGUGACUAUCCCGUUUACACUGCUAGUUAGGUGUUGAGACGGUUCCUGCUAUACUCGGUUUCUCAUUUCAAGCCUGUGGCCUUCGUUAGGUUUCGCGAAGUGCAAUUUUAAGAGUCGACAUUCCUAAUUAAUUUUGUAUAUUUAGAUUAUUUUUAUAUUGUGAGAAAGAAUGUCGGCCGAAGCUCCCGAAUACUCUCCGUUCUUCGCAGUGAUGGGUGCCUCUGCGGCUAUGGUGUUUAGCGCCUUGGGAGCAGCCUAUGGCACAGCCAAGAGCGGUACAGGGAUAGCCGCCAUGUCCGUGAUGAGGCCGGAGCUCAUCAUGAAGUCAAUCAUCCCAGUGGUCAUGGCGGGUAUCAUAGCCAUCUACGGCCUGGUAGUAGCAGUGCUGAUUGCCAACAACAUCUCAGAGAAGGUCACCCUUUACAAGAGUUUCCUCCAUCUGGGAGCCGGGCUGAGCGUGGGCCUCAGUGGGCUGGCAGCAGGCUUCGCAAUUGGCAUUGUGGGCGACGCAGGCGUGAGGGGCACAGCUCAACAGCCAAGGCUUUUUGUGGGCAUGAUCCUCAUCUUGAUUUUCGCUGAGGUCUUGGGUCUCUACGGGCUUAUUGUUGCCCUCAUUCUCUCCACGAAAUAAACACCCAAACAUCUCCAUGUCAAGAUCUGUCCUUUUAUGUUGCUGCUGGAGAAAAAAAUGUCUGCCACUCAAGAUGAAAGAAGUGAAGGCGGGGGAAAAAAAUUAUUAAAAUGGCUCCAUAAAUAUGGUCUUAUCUCAACAAUGUGUACAGUUGUCCCAAUUUGAUAGUCAACUUGUAAAUGCGCAAUGUAGUGAUUUGUUUGUCUCGUGUGCGUGCGUGUGUUUCAAAAUUGUAUGAUGAAGAUUCCUUUUUUUUCCCUCCACUUAUUUCAGGCCUUGAGGCCAGCUGAGGCAGCUUGGUCUCCGGUCUUAGAGAGCUGACCAAAGGGCCGCACAGCUUUUUCUCCUCCCAUAUCGACCUGGGAGUUGACACAAUUUCUGCAUUAAUCUUGAGAAUCUAUUUGUAAAGAGAUAUGUAUAUGGACUUACGAUUUUUUUUUUUCCACUGAUUUUAUUUAUGAGAAAUUGUUCAUUGAACUGUUUAAUGCAGCAAAAGUCUUUAAUUCCCCAGGUUAUAUUAUACAUAUAUACAGACAUACAUAUAUAUCUACAUAGAUUGAUUUAAUGCACUGUGGGUUAAUUGUGAUAAGUGGUUGGAAUUCCUCUGGAUGUAAUUCUUGGUUUAAAAGUAAGAUUGCCUUUAGUAUGUUGCUGGUGAAGUGGGAGUUGUGUGUAGCUGUAUUCUAAUCAUUACGCAAACAUUCUCAAACUUCAGUGUUUUUCCUGUAGUACUGUUUGCAUUAAAGGUGUGUGUGUGCCCCGUAUUGGGUCUCACAAGUGUAAUUUCCAAA
Messenger RNA from Perca fluviatilis (European perch), 1466 nucleotides. RefSeq names its product ATPase H+ transporting V0 subunit cb (gene atp6v0cb). Gene Ontology annotation, cellular component: proton-transporting V-type ATPase, V0 domain. Gene Ontology annotation, biological process: proton transmembrane transport. Lineage: Eukaryota; Metazoa; Chordata; Actinopteri; Perciformes; Percidae. The record is from RefSeq and is a predicted model, not a curated record. Gene Ontology annotation, molecular function: proton-transporting ATPase activity, rotational mechanism. The transcript has 3 exons. Bases 214 to 675 code for a protein of 153 amino acids.